Molecule: messenger RNA, 3771 nt
Organism: Labrus mixtus (cuckoo wrasse)
Lineage: Eukaryota; Metazoa; Chordata; Actinopteri; Labriformes; Labridae
Product: palmitoyltransferase ZDHHC3-like
Exons: 7
Coding region: 434-1330 (298 amino acids)
Biological process (GO): protein targeting to membrane; peptidyl-L-cysteine S-palmitoylation
Cellular component (GO): endoplasmic reticulum; Golgi apparatus
Molecular function (GO): protein-cysteine S-palmitoyltransferase activity
Source: RefSeq, a predicted model, not a curated record
CAGGGCACACUCGCCCGCUACAGCGAGGGAGAGUGUCGGACUUCCUGGUUGGCUCUGCGCUGUGUUGUCCUGUUCCCCGCAAAGCUUUCUGGAUCUAAGAGGCGGAAGCACCGGAAUAGUUGGGUAUCGGCCUGUUUUAAAAAGGGCUCGGUCCGUCUCUGUUGUGUUUAGCACACUUAGCAUAAUUUCGGCGAAUUAACAAGUCGUCGAAACCGAGGCGGCAUUGAAAGCUGGAGCCGAGCCGCGCAGCUGUGGAGAGCUGCUGCCCGGGGAUCAGUGAGGUUAGCUGGGAUAGAGCUAACUGACAGAGCGGCGGAGGAGACGGUCUGGAGCGUUUUAAUUCACUACGACCCGAAACUACACCAGGACUUCAAGAAACUUUUGAGACGCCAGGAGAGGGCGAGUAUGCGGCCUGAGUCACGGGCGUUGUAGGAUGAAGAGCCCGGCGCACCGCACCAGGGACAUCGAGCGGCAAGCCGGCUACCUGAAGCCAGAGCACUGCGCCCCUCCUCCACCCCGCACGGGCUCCGGCACCAUGUGGUUUAUCCGCGACGGCUGUGGCAUCGUGUGUGGCGUGAUCACCUGGCUCCUGGUCUUCUACGCCGAGUUUGUGGUGGUGUUCGUCAUGCUGCUGCCCGCCAAAAACCUCUUGUACAGCCUCUUCAACGGGGUGCUGUUCAACGGCCUCGCUUUCCUCGCCCUGGCCUCUCACGCCAAGGCCAUGUGCACAGACCCAGGAGCUGUGCCCAAAGGGAAUGCUACCAAAGAAUUCAUUGAAAGCCUGCAGCUCAAACCCGGACAGGUGGUGUACAAAUGUCCAAAGUGCUGCAGCAUCAAGCCUGACAGAGCUCACCACUGCAGUGUGUGUAAACGCUGCAUCAAGAAGAUGGACCACCACUGUCCCUGGGUGAACAACUGUGUGGGAGAGAGCAACCAGAAAUACUUUGUGCUUUUCACGAUGUAUAUUGCUCUUAUAUCCCUUCAUUCACUCCUCAUGGUGGCUUUCCAUUUUGUUUUCUGCUUCGAGGAAGACUGGACAAAGUGCAGUAACUUCUCCCCACCAGCCACCGUCAUCCUCCUCAUCCUGCUCUGCUUCGAGGGUCUCCUCUUUCUAAUCUUCACUGCAGUCAUGUUUGGGACCCAGGUCCACUCCAUCUGCUCCGACGAGACGGGUAUCGAACAACUAAAAAAGGAGGAGCGCCGUUGGGCCAAAAGAUCUAAAUGGAUGAAUAUGAAGGUGGUGUUCGGCCAUCCGUUCUCUAUAGCCUGGCUGAGCCCUUUUGCGACACCCGACCACGGCAAGGCGGACUUGUACCAGUACAUCGUGUGAAAGCUGGAAAGGGAGCUGAGCUCUGCUGCUGUGGACUUCAACUUGGUCUGCUGGACCUCAAUGAGCAUGAACUCCUUUUGAUCACUUCUACCUAUUCUUUCCUUUAUGAAUAAUUCAUGUAUUGAUACUUCAGGGUGUUUUUCUGUAAGCUAUCACAUUGUACAAAUAUGAUGUUUCAAAAAAAAGAAAAACUUCUCUCCUUCUUUCCAUUAUAUAUUUUUGUGACAUCUUGAGGCUGACUGAAAUGAAUGAGGUGUAGCUGUACAGAGAAAGUGCUACAAGGAGAAAAAACCUCAAACUAAGCAGCAGUAACUUGACGAGAAGCACUUGAUAAACGUCUGAGGAACAACACCAAGAGACUGGUUUCUUCUUUUUUUUUUGGAGGAAUAUUUCCUGCAGUUUUGUCUGAUCAUUUCCCGGCUUCCAAAACGAAACAAUGUGAACUCAGAACUGAAGUCCUGAAUGUUUCCGCUCCAGCAGCGCCGCCCAGGUGCCAAGAUGGACUCUGGAGUAAUACGUCUUCCUGUUAACUUUAUCACAGGACAACCUGUCCAAUCCUUCAUUUGCUGUCUUUCUGUUGCUGCGUUAGUCUUUCGCUGAGCGCUGCGGAUGCUUUGCCUUAGAGAACAGUGCAUUAGUGAUUAUAAAAGACACUAGUAUUAUUUUGCCUUACUGUGGCUGUCAGGGUCAUACAGCAUCACUUUGGUUAAAUACCAUUUUUAAAUAAGUGUGUUGUUUGAUGCCACAACACUGUGAAGGACAUUCAGAGGUCGUAGGACACAGAGCAGUGGCUGGUUGAGGUUUCAGCGAUUUGACAAUUUUUGUUCCAUGUUUUUUAGGACCAGUAUCAGUCUGAUGAACAGCUGAUGGCACUAACUCUUCAGUCGGAUGCGGCUGUUGAAGAAAAUGUGCACAUAAACAGAUGAAUGGAAACUCAUGUAGUGUAGCCUAUAUCAAAAAGACGAAGAGGUUACAUCUGAAUCUAUUGGAAUUGGACGACCAUUGCUAAAAACACAAGUAAUAUCCUAAACGGGGGUUAAAUCCAUAAGAAUCUAAAGGGUUAAUGAGGUGCAUCGAUUGAGCGGCUGCUGACCGUUUUUUUUCCGCCUGUUCAGCCGCGAACAGCUGGUCCUCUUAAAUAAAUCGAUUCUGUGCCGAUCUCAGAUUUACACAUGAGCAGAGAGGGUUUUUCUUUUUUCUUUUUUAGAGCUCUCCUGUUUUAGAAAGCACAGCUGUUAGUACACGAUGUAAUUGACUAACAUUACCAAACGUUGAUGCGCCAUGUAGCUAAUUAACAUCAAGCCUCGUUCUCAUGUGACUCAGGUGCUGAAAAAGAGAUCACAUGUGGAAACAGAUGAAAUCUCUAAGGUUGUGGUUUUUUAGGUGAUUUAAUGAAACAAUCUGCUGAUGAAGUGAAACAAAGAGGAGGAGAGCAGUGUGUGUGGUCAGGAAGUCAUUUAACCCGGUGCAGUUUAGAAGCUUAUUAACAGUGUUUUGUUUUUUAAAUAUGAAAAUUUAAUAGAAUUUUCAGUAAGGAGAAGUUACAAAAAAUGUGUUAUUGGUGUUAAUUGUUCUCUAAAGAAAGAAAAUCAGAAUCGGCAGCUCUGAUUUUGAGGAAACCUAAAUCGGCCGCAUAAAUUGUAAUUGGUUCAUCUCUUGAUUUUAACGUAAUAUUCGGACACUUUGCAGGUAAUUUACGAAAAUCUAGCCAGCAUCCUCGCUUGGAACUCUUUCUAUCACAGUCACCAGCUGAUUUGAAGUCAGGGAAUAAAGCAAUAACGUUGCUCUCUGAAUGCACUGAACCUAAGUGUAAGUUUUCUUGUUGUAUUUGGCUGUGGAUAAUCCCGUUUUUUUAAUAGUCUGCUGUUGAGAGUGGGAAAAGCCUUACAGGGAUAAAGGAUCAAAUUCUGAUUGGAGUUGUGGAAGGAGUUGACCGGGGGCCUCAAAGAGCAUGGUUUAAAUGUUCAUAUUGUGGUCAUCUAUGGGCAGUACAAGGCAAUGCAGAGUGUUUGUUACUGAUAGGAAAUAUUUCACUUCAAAGCAUUUACCACUAAAAAUGCCUUUGCCCAAUCAGUGUUUGAAAGCCUUAUUUUAAUUAUUGUGCUUUUAAAGAUGAUGAAAGGAAAUUGAUAAACGUGUUGCCUAAUUGAACACUUAAUGAAGGCGGGAUUAGAGUAACUAUGGUCCAGACUGACUUUUUCUUUGGCUUUUAAAAAAAACACAAAAAAAAAAAGAAGUCAAAUCUUGAUCAUAAAAUGGAGAUACAACUGUUGCGUUCCGGUUUACACAUACAGCACAGCAGCUGUCUUUAUCUGUUGAAUUGUUUCCUUUAUUCUUUGUGGCCUGGUACAAUUUACUGUGGAUCACAUGAUGUGUAUUUUCUUUAUCACUGUGGUAUUUGUUUAAAGGGGAAUGAAAUAAAACAUUAUAUAUAUGUGUGU